CGGGGCCAACCGCCGCGAGAGUCCAAAGAGAGAAUAGAAAAAGGAAAAAAAAAACUCGUCGAUUUUCUCCGCAGCCAAAUCGAGAUCUGUUCCCCUCCCCCGCCUCGGCGACUCGGCCGGCCCGCGGCGGCGAAGAGCUCGAGAUCGAUGGCGUCGGCGUUGUCGUCCCUGCGCUACGGCGACAGCCUCUCGGUGGUGGCCAUCUCGGGCGCCACGGCCGUGCUCUGCGAGGCUAUCUCCUGGCUCCUCAUCUACCGCACCGCCACCUACAACUCCCUCCGGGCCACCAUCGAGCGCCACUCCCGCAAGCUCGACGCGAUGAAGGCCGGCUCCUCCUCCUCCUCCUCCUCCGGCGGCGCCGCCUCCGGAUCCUCCCAGCCCGCGGGCUCCUCCUCCUCGUCGUCGCGGGCCAAGAAGAUGGACCGCGUCGAGACCAGCCUCAAGGACGCCGCGCGGGAGCUGUCGCUCGCGAAGCUCAAGUCCGGCGCCGUCGUGGCCGCCGUGCUCUUCGUCGUCUUCGGCCUGCUCAACUCGCUCUUCGAGGGCCGCACCGUCGCCAAGCUGCCCUUCGCGCCGGUGCCGCUCGUCCAGCGCAUGAGCCACCGCGGCAUCCCCGGGAACGACCCCACCGACUGCUCCAUGGUCUUCCUCUACUUCCUCUGCUCCAUCAGCAUCCGCACCAACCUGCAGAAGCUGCUCGGCUUCGCGCCGCCCCGCGCCGCGGCUGCGGCCGGCGGAGGCCUCUUCCCCAUGCCCGAUCCGAAAGUAAAUUGAGAGUGGUUCUUUUCUGCAGCUUUCAUACACACCUGUGGUGGGGUUGAUUUGAGCAUGGACUUUCGUCUACGAGAGAUGAGAAGAGUGUGCCUCCGAUGGAAAUGCCUUAGAUUCCGUACUUAUACGCCUUUACAAUUACCGUUCAUUUGCCAUAACUUGCUAGCCAUCGCACCCAUGACCUGCACGAAGCUGGACUUCUUGUUUAUUCCAUAGAUAGCUUCAUCUUGUUUGUUCCAUAGAUCAAGCAGUGAACUUGACCACAGACCACGUGAAGUUGUCCUGCUGCGUGUCAAUAACACCGUGCAGCCAGGUACCGCUAGUAUCUGUACUCUUCUGAUGAGUAGCCUUGUUUUCCCUUUCUCUGUCAAAGAUGCCAAUG
Molecule: messenger RNA, 1153 nt
Organism: Oryza brachyantha (malo sina)
Lineage: Eukaryota; Viridiplantae; Streptophyta; Magnoliopsida; Poales; Poaceae
Product: calcium load-activated calcium channel-like
Exons: 2
Coding region: 148-774 (208 amino acids)
Biological process (GO): endoplasmic reticulum calcium ion homeostasis
Cellular component (GO): endoplasmic reticulum membrane; cytoplasm
Molecular function (GO): calcium channel activity
Source: RefSeq, a predicted model, not a curated record